AGACCAUUCAGUAAUUUAUGGAAGGUCACUCUCAUCCAUACCAAAUUGCUAUUCAUGUCUGGUAGUGAAGCUCCUCGCUCUUUCCUGCAAAAAGCCUGUGAGAAUUGUCGAUUGAGGAAGAUCAAAUGUGACAAGCAAAUUCCUUGUGCAAGUUGUCAGACGCUUGGUAUUACUUGUCAAGCUGCAGCCGCACGUGCAGCAGAGCAUAGGCCUCGUAUUGUGGUCACUAGCCAGUAUGAAAGACAGAUUGCUCUGAUUCAGGAACGACUGCAAGGAAUUGAAAGCAGUCUGAAACAAUUAUCGCAACACUCUGCUGCGUCGACCCCUCGACCUGCAUCGUACAAGGCAGAAGUCGUCAAUGGAUCUACUCAGUCGGAUAAAUCCAUCUCGAUCUAUGAAGGAGAAUCAUCAUUCGGCAAUCAGACAAUACAAGCAGGUCAGCUUGCCGAUGUCACAGCAACAGCAGUCGUUGGCACAGCAUCGAAUGAGUUAUCAAGUGCUCUGUCAUUAUUGAAAGAUAGCUUGAAGCGUCAUGAAGCUCUAUCGCGAACCCAUGAGACGCACCUCAGCACAAGAAUCAAGCUCGACCUCAUGAGCCAAGACGAGCUUCCCCCUGCUCCGCUCGUCAUCGCCCUUAUAAACAGAGCAAAAGCAAACCCAUCACUAUCAUUGGUCGCAUUUUCUUACAAAGGCGUCUCACAAUUCGAAUCACUCUGCCAGAAGGUUUAUUUCCCACUUGAACCACCGCCCGCAGGUUCAAUGACAUUUUUCUACGGCUUUCUUUACUUCGUCAUCCGAGACUAUUGGGCCCAGCAGGACCCUGCGCUCCGCGAAUACGACGCACAAGCGAUCAUCGACCUCUGCGAGACGAGAUUCUGCGCUGGACUUGAAAAGUUCGAAACACUUACCAUCCCCGUAUUGCCAAAUAUCCAAGCUCUUCUCAUAGGUGCCAUCAAAGCGCAAGAAGAAUGCAAACUCUCCCUCUCCUGGACCUUCCUCUCCGCAGCAGCAACCCAAUGCCACACCCUCGGUUUCCACCGCAAAUCCACCCUCUCCCACGAACCCCGCGAAACCGCCGACAUCAAACGCCACCUGUUCUGGCAACUCUACAUGCUGGAUAAAAACCUAUCUCUGAACCUAGGCCGCGGCUCCAAUUUCAACGAUUCGGAUAUCGAUGCCGAGUUUUUCACUCCGUCGACGCAUCCGCAGCAGAGACCUUGGGAUCUGAUGUCUUUGGAUACGAUUCUGUUUGCCAGAUUGCAGGGGCAGGUUUAUGAGAGGUUGUAUUCUGCUUCUGCUAUCGAGGCGGGGGUGGAUGAGCGGGCGGCGGCGAUUGAGGAACUCUCCUCUCAAGUCAACGCUCUUAGAAAUCAACUCCUAUCCAUCGAUUUUACGGGUGCAUACUAUCAAGAGCGAUUGAUAGGGAUGGCGCAUUCGGCCGAUUUCGUCUGUUAUUCCGUGUUGACCGUGAUCCACCGCGCCCAAUCCCUCACCACCACCGCCACCGAAAUCAGCCCCAAAUGCUAUGAAGCUGCCAGAUUAGGCUUGGAAAAUCACUUGAAGUGUUUUGCGCAAUUUCGGAACCGCAGCGUGCCUCAGCAGGCGGAAUAUGUGAAUUGGAUUUUGUUAUAUCCAUCCUUCACGCCUUUCACGGUAAUUUUCAUCCACGCCAUCGCCACAUCCGCACCUUCCGAAUUACAACUACUCCAAGAAACCGUGGCGGCGUUGAAUCACGUAAAAGCCCUUUCCCCAGCAGCACGCCGUUUACACGACGUAUGCGCAGCAUUCACCCAAGUCGCCGCCGCAUUCAUAAAUUCGCAACGAACACUUAAUGGAUGGCAUAGAAGGGGAGACGGAACAUUAUCACUGCCAUCUGCGGAGACUGGAGUUACUGGUGUGCAAGGGUUUGAGGGUAUGGAGGGGAUGAUGGGGCAGCAGGGGCAUGAUCAAGAUGCCUUGUCUGCGUUCUUGUGCAGUCUUGCUGGUAACAAUAGGCCGUUGACGGAUUUUUUGCAUAUGGAUUUGUUGGAUGCGGAGUUCAAUAUGCCGGAAUUGUUCUCGGCUGGGGAGCAGUAGAGAGCUAGGGUAUUCGAUCUUUUGAUUCACCAUUUGCCACAUCUGGUCAUAUCAGAC
This is a messenger RNA of Aureobasidium pullulans EXF-150, 2133 nucleotides long. RefSeq lists its product as uncharacterized. The coding region runs from base 55 to 2076 and encodes 673 amino acids. Lineage: Eukaryota; Fungi; Ascomycota; Dothideomycetes; Dothideales; Saccotheciaceae. Gene Ontology annotation, molecular function: zinc ion binding; DNA binding; DNA-binding transcription factor activity, RNA polymerase II-specific. The record is from RefSeq and is a predicted model, not a curated record. The transcript is spliced from 6 exons. Gene Ontology annotation, biological process: regulation of DNA-templated transcription; DNA-templated transcription.